Silurus meridionalis is the source of this 861-nucleotide messenger RNA. RefSeq lists its product as uncharacterized. Gene Ontology annotation, molecular function: metal ion binding. Bases 136 to 861 code for a protein of 241 amino acids. The record is from RefSeq and is a predicted model, not a curated record. The transcript is spliced from 2 exons. Lineage: Eukaryota; Metazoa; Chordata; Actinopteri; Siluriformes; Siluridae.
CAGCGGAGAGCCGAGGAAAAAUCGACUUCCGGAUUAACAGGAACUUAAUGGCUUGGACCGAGGGUCAUGACAUAAACAAAUACAUUUACCUGAGAAAUAAAUAUUAACAAACAAUAAAAGGAAUAACCUGAGCUGAUGAACUCAUUAGUGGGAUAUGGAGACUCAUCUGAGUCAGAGGAGGAAGCGGAAAUACAGAGCGGAACAUCAAAGGAUGAGGAGAACUCUGACCAGAAGAAAUCCCACAACUUCCUGCUGGAAUGUGGAUCAGCCUCGAGCGAGUCCAGUUCCGACUGUGAAGACGAGAAGGAACAGGAAUUGGAACUCCGACGUGCUUCAGUGAGCAUCCAGUCAUCCCCAGAGGAUACAGUUCCUCCUGCAGUCACUCCUGCUUCUAAAAAACUUCCUCCUCCUGCUCUGGGAAGGUUCUGCGCUCCGGCCGGGGGCAGCGUGUUCACCAACCCGUUUAAAGAACAAGUGGAACGGAAAAUCAGCGCGCUCCAAAAACAUGUCCCACUGACGGCCCAUGCCCGACCCACGCACAUCGGUGGGAAGAAGGUGUGUGUGGCAUACAGGAAAAACGGGCGCUGCCGUUUCGGGAUCCGGUGCAAGUUUGCGCACGACAGCGACCUGCAGCAGAGUGUAGCAGAACCCAGUGUUCAGGUCUCAGACUCGAACAGCACUGCGACACACACUCCGGCCUGCAGGGACUUGGCUGUGGAGAGGGAAAGAGAAGACAAGGAGGAGAACCAGAGCAGGAGAAAGAAGCACAGAGUGGGAGUGUGUGAUAGUCUCAUCCCUCCCAAAAGAGCUAUGAAACAGUACGCCAUGCAGAGCGCCUCACACACACACACACGCACGUAA